GAUCAGGACGAAGGGGAAUCAUAGAAACUCAUGAGAGAGAGCGCAUUCUGGUCCGAGUGGUGGGUUCGUUAUGCGUCUUGACAAAGUGAGUAUACAGGAGGCCGUGCGCUGCAGAACAUCUGCACAUGCUCGUGCAAACAGGAGUGUUGUGCAGAGAUAUACGCCAAAUAUGGACGACAAAGAAUUUAUUUGCCACGCCCUACCACCCACUUCCUCAUCCUUAUCCGAAAAUGAAUGCCCCCAGUUUCUGGUUAGCAAGCCACCCCAUUAUCCCACAUAUUCUGGGCCAGCACCUGUGUCCCGUGUCCUCGCCACCUAUGUCCAGGUUCCAUCUGCCGGGUAAAGCACAGAGCCUCUUUCAUCAUCACAAUCCCAAACAUCGUCUUGAUGGUUUUGAUUCUUGCUUGCACAAUCGAUGCGCAACGGCGCAAUGCAUACGAGAACAUGCAAUAAGUACUACUUGGAUCCAAAUCUGGGCCCGUGCCAUGUGUUCUGGAGUAGUCCUGAAAUGCAUUGCGGUGGGUGCUCGCCAGAACGGAUCUGCAACCGGGUCAAUAGUUUUGUACUAUGUAACCCUAGACUCUCCUCCGUGCGCUUCCCUGUGCCUGCCUGGUGCUCUCGUGGACAUUAUGCGCCGCGUCGUAUGAUCGGUCAAUCUCGUGCGACAGAGUAAUCGUGAGUUUGAUUAACC
Molecule: messenger RNA, 691 nt
Organism: Tilletiaria anomala UBC 951
Lineage: Eukaryota; Fungi; Basidiomycota; Exobasidiomycetes; Georgefischeriales; Tilletiariaceae
Exons: 1
Coding region: 126-647 (173 amino acids)
Source: RefSeq, a predicted model, not a curated record